Messenger RNA from Drosophila pseudoobscura, 11718 nucleotides. Its product is annotated as hemocytin-like. The record is from RefSeq and is a predicted model, not a curated record. Bases 58 to 11628 code for a protein of 3856 amino acids. Gene Ontology annotation, molecular function: chitin binding; protein binding. NCBI's taxonomy places the organism in Eukaryota, Metazoa, Arthropoda, Insecta, Diptera, Drosophilidae. Gene Ontology annotation, cellular component: extracellular region; extracellular matrix. The transcript is spliced from 16 exons.
UGAACACAAGGAAUAACUCACAGGUAGUCCUUGCAAAGGACUGAACCCAGCUGGUCCAUGGAUACAGGACUGUGCAUCCUGGCGGCAUCCCUACUCAGCAGUGUGAUCUGCUACAGUGUGGAGCCAACACGUACCUGGGUGGCCGACAACCCGAACUGGGGUCCCAAAAAGGCACACGACAUUUGGUUCAGCCAAGUGAAGAAACCCUUUCCCAACUGUCCCGAGUACAAGUUUCCGAUAAACACAGAUGUGAACUGUGUGAAGACGCCGGAGGGCGGCGAGUGCGAAGUCAGUUGCAUCGGCAAGAACCACUUCUAUGGGGAGCGGCCGACCGUCCGCAAAAUGAUUCUUUCGUGCAGGCGCGGCACCUGGGGCAUUAAGAACGGAGCGCCCACGGCAAAGACCAUACAGCACUGCGAUGGUGCUUGCAUCUGCCGCAACGGUGGCAUUUGCAACGGCGAGAAGGUGUGCCACUGUCGCAAGGGCUACGGCGGAGUCAGCUGUGAGAAGUACAAGGAGUUCGCGUGUCCGGAAGAGCCGCCUCAGCUGCCCAGGAAUUCGAAAACCGUUUGCCGUGGCGACACCUGUGAGGUACAGUGCUCCAGAGGAUUUUCCCUCGCCGAUGGCCGCAGUCGGGUUCUGCUGAAGUGUGAGGGUACCAAAUACAUUGAUUUGGCUGGAGGCCACACCAAGAUAUCGGAUUGCGAGGCAACAUGUUCUCCGGUUUGCCUCAACGGCGGCAAGUGCAUUGCGGCCAAUGUCUGUGAAUGUCCACCCAGCUUCCGGGGCAAGCAGUGCCAGUAUCCAGUCUCUAGCUGCAACAUAACCACGUUCAAUGGCAACUUUCAAUGCGACCACGCCCCAGAUCGCUCCGAGUGUAGGCUGACCUGCCCAUCUUUACCCGGAGUCAGUGUCCAGGGUACGCUGCAGUCGCUAUACGUCUGUGAUUACAGCACUGGCCAGUUUCAGCCCACACCAGCGGUCAAGUGCAUUUAUCCUCCCAAUAGAAACAUUUCGCAGCACAUCAGCACUUCCGACACGCAGACAAAUGGAACAGUAACCAUAACUGGUGGCCACGUCCUCCCAUGGCCGGAUAAUCUGAUCAGCAUAUGUGACCAAUAUGGUCGUUACAACAACAGUAAUGACUGGAUCUCUGAGCGGCCAGAUGUUGAUGACAUUGAUGGGGCCCACAGAUUGCGUCCGAAGCCCCGCAAGGAUAUUGUUGUGGCACCAAAGCCGUCGGUUUGCAGUUCUUGGAAUGGUCGAAAUAUACGAACCUUUGACGGAUUGCUGUAUAGGGUGCCACUGAACUGUGCCCACACUCUGGUCAGUGACAAGAUCUAUGGGGCAUUCCAUGUGUCCAUUAAGAGCCCCUCAAGCACAUCGCCACUGACUAUUCAGAUCCAAUGGCAGUCCGUGCAAUACACGCUGGAGAAUCUCAAUGGAAGUGUGACUCUUUCCACGCCCAGUAAGAAGCUUUCGCUGCCCGUCCAGGUGCUGGGCAUGAAGAUAGUGACGUUCGCUCAGCACAUUGAAGUCGACCUUGAGUCGGUGGGUCUGCAAUUAAUCUGGGAUCACCAUCAGCAGCUCGCGGUGCACGCCAGUGUCGAUCUCUGGCAAAAGUUGGGAGGUCUCUGUGGGCAUCUCGAUGGCAACUGUGACAACGAUCUAAUGAGCCGAUCAGGCAGCGUGUCCAAGGCAAUUCGCACUUUUACCGACAGUUGGCGCAAUGCUGACCAAACGUGUGUCCUCGAGCCCGAUGAGGAUUUGGCUCAGUGCCACGGAGAUCGCCAUAAGAAGGCGGUCAGCAAGUGCAAGGAUCUGCUGUACAAUCUUAAGCUAAAGUCCUGUCUGGAGCAGUUCAACCAGGAGGCUCUACUGCGUACCUGUAUCAGUGACCAAUGUGCCUGUGAUGAUGGUCAGGACUGCAGCUGCAAUCUCCUGCAGUCGCUGGUGGACGAGUGUCGGUUUGAGGGCCUUGAGCCAGCCAAGGAUUGGCGCAAUCUUCAGCUGUGUCCCAUCAGCUGCAGCGGUGGUCGCAUCUACCAGACGUGUGGUCCGCAAUCGCAGCCCACCUGCGAGAAUGAAGGAGUCAGUGCGCCCGGUGAAUGCUUUGAAGGAUGCUAUUGCCCCGAAGGCAAGCUGCAGUACAGGGAUACGUGUAUCGAACGAAAGAUGUGUCCCUGCGAGCUGCGGGGACGAGAGUUCCAGCCCGGGGAGAAGCACCAAAAGGACUGCAACACGUGCCUCUGCCAGUCGGGGAAGUGGCAGUGCACCGACAACAAGUGCGACAAACGCUGCUCGGCCUUUGGGGAUCCCCACUAUCGCACCUUCGAUGGCAAACGUUACGAUUUCCAGGGCCGCUGCCUCUACUACCUGCUCAAGACUUCCAGUCGUUCAGUGGAGGGCGAAAACAUCAAGUGCUCUGGGGCCAUCGAUGAAGCUGUGGAGCCAUCGCCCACUGGACACUCCUGCACCAGAUCGAUAGUUCUGCGUUUUACCCUCAGAGAUGGCGGUCCAACGGUCAUCAAGCUGGACCAGAAGCUCCAUAGCUCUGUCAACGGUGAGGCUGUGACGCAGCUCCCACUGGAGUUGGGUAACUGUGAAGUGGUGCUUCGACUGGCCAGCCAUAAUUUCCUGACGGUCACCUUUGACGACGGCCUGGUGGUGUGGUGGAACGGCCAAUCGACAGUCCACAUUGAUGCACCCUACAGCUACUUUGACAACACGGCCGGUCUCUGUGGCACGUUCAACGACAACACGAAGGACGACUUCCUCACGCCCGACGGUGACUACGAAGGCACCGCUGUGGCGUUUGCCAAUAAAUGGCGGACCAAGGAGAUGUGCGCAGAGCCAGAGCCACCCGUGGCGCCCACACCCUGCUCCGAGAAUCCCCAACAGCUAAAGGUAGCCGAAGAGAUGUGCUCGCUGCUCAGAUCCGACACCUUCUCGCCCUGCCACUGGGCUGUAGAUCCUACCAGCCACUACGAGGACUGUAUUGCCGAUAUAUGUGCCGCCAAGGACUCCACCACAAGUCCGGCUACAACCAACAAGGCCUUGUGCGAGCUGCUUGCCGACUAUGCACAUCUUUGCGUGCGGAAUGGCAUUCGCACCAGCUGGCGGCAAUCGAUCAAACAGUGCUCAAUCAAGUGUCCCGAUGGCCAGGAGUACGACGAGUGCGGUGACUCGUGCGCCUUGAGCUGCCACGAUCUGCAGCAUCGGGAUCAGUGCAAGCGCCAGUGCAUCGAAGGCUGUCGCUGUCCCAAGGGACACUUCCUCAACGACGAGCAGGAGUGUGUUCCGCAGAAGGCGUGCUCAUGCCACUACGAGGGGAUUAGCUUCAAGCCAGGCUACAAGGAGGUGCGACCGGGUCCUCGGGUCCAGCAAUUGUGCACCUGUUUGGAUGGCCUUUGGCAGUGCCACGAUGCGGACAAGGAUGACUUAAUCGUUUAUCCGCCAUUAGGCAACCUUCGCAAACAGUGUGCCAAGACUCCCUACGCCAAGUUCGUUUCCUGUGCCCCCAAAGAGCCCAGGACAUGCAAGAACAUGCAUGACUUCAAGCCGGACACUGCCGCCUGUCGUCCCGGCUGUGUCUGUGACGAUGGCUACGUGUACGAUGUGACGCGCCAGCAGUGCGUGCCAUCGGAGAAGUGCUCCUGCUACCAUGCGGGAAGGAGCUUUGAUGACGGCGACACCUUCAAAGAGCUGUGCAAUCUGUGCGUUUGCCAGGGUGGCUCCUGGAAGUGCAGCCGCAACGAUUGCGAGUCCUCUUGCAGUGUCUGGGGUGACUCUCACUUCAGCACCUUCGAUGGUAAGGACUUUGACUUCCUGGGCGAGUGCGAUUACAUACUGUCCAAGGGCGUCAACGAUCAGGGCCAAGGCUUCUCCAUUGUCAUACAGAAUGUACUGUGCGGCUCAUCGGGUGUGACGUGCUCCAAGUCCUUGGAGAUCAAUUUGAGCGGCAAGGCAAGUGAGGGUAAGGGCCAGGGUCAGGAGCAGCUAAAGCUGAGCGCUGGCGGUAUUUAUGCAACGGAUUCCAAUACAUCGACUAUAGCAGGUCUUCGCAAGCAGAUAAGCUCUCAUUCCUCCAGCUCAUUCCACAUCUACAAGGCGGGAGUGUUUGUUGUCGUCGAGGUACUCUCGUUGCAUCUGCAGAUCAAAUGGGACGAGGGGACCCGCGUCUAUGUGAAGAUUGGCAACGAGUGGCAGGGCCGGGUGGCCGGCCUAUGUGGCAACAACAAUGGCAAUAGCUUGGAUGACUUCAAAUCCCCAUCGGGGGGACAGGAGACAGAGCCCACGCUCUUUGGUCACUCGUGGCGGACGCAUCAGCAGUGCGUGCUGCCCCAACAACUGUUUGAUUCGUGUCAGCGGAAUCCACAGCGUCGUGCCUGGUCCGAGUUGCAAUGUAGUGUCCUGAAGUCGCCCCUAUUCGCAGCCUGCCAUGUGGAGGUGCCGCUGGAGCGUUACCUGAAACGCUGCAUCUUUGACACCUGUGCCUGCGAUCAGGGUGGCGACUGCGAGUGCCUCUGCACGGCUGUGGCUGCCUAUGCCGAUGCUUGUGCCCAGAAAAGCAUCAACGUGCGUUGGCGUACGCCCCACUUUUGUCCCAUGCAAUGUGAUACCCAUUGCUCGGACUACAGUGCCUGUACUCCAGCUUGUCCUGUGGAGACCUGCGAUAAUCUGCUAGAUCAGGGAGAUUCGGGGCGUUUGUGUCAUCACGAGAACUGCGUCGAGGGCUGCCUGAUCAAGCCCUGUCCGCCGGGUCAGAUAUAUUUAAACGACACCCACACGGUGUGCGUGCCCAGGUCGGAGUGCAAGCCAGUGUGUCUGGUGCGGGAGGACAUCACAUACUACGAGGGCGACAUCACCUACACGGAUGACUGUGCCACCUGUCGCUGCUCCAAGAAGAAGGAGGUGUGUAGUGGCAAGCCCUGUCCACCCGUCGUAACCACUGAAGGACCAUCUGUCACGGGCACAGGAACAGUGCCAAAUCUAGAUCGGGGCAAGAACUGUGUGCGCGGCUGGUCGCGUUGGUUGGAUCGUGGCUCGAGUGCGGGUGGCAUUAAUCUCAACGAUGUGGAACCGCUGCCCAAGUUCGAUCGCUUCGAGUCCAUUUAUGGCACCUGCAAUCGGGAGUACAUGACCAGCAUCGAAUGCCGCGUUAAGGACACCAAACAGUCGUACGACCUUGUGGAUGAUAAUGUCGUCUGCAACCUGGAUCGGGGUCUUGUCUGUGUGGGUAAAUGCCACGACUACGAGAUUCGAGUACAUUGCCUGUGCGAUGAUGAUGGAUACACCACCGCUAAGCCCCCACCGCCCCCACCACCCACAGAGAUCUGCGAUCCGUCGUUCCAGAUGUUCAAGGAGUACCCUGGGGACUGCUACAAGUAUCUGCGCUGCGAGCACAUUCCUGGGAAUACAAACUGGCACUGGGUGCCCGGUCUUUGUGGCACCAAUCUGAUGUUCAAUACGGCCAUCGGUGCCUGCGAUCAGGUCUCAAUAGUAUCACGGAUUAGGCCGCAGUGCCGCAAGAUAACCGACCGUUGUCGCGACGAUGAGGAGUGGAACGAUUGCGCCAACCAAUGCGAGCACACGUGCCACUUCUUUGGCCAGCAGUUGAUUAAGCGAGGGCUCUGCAAUCCCGGCGAACACUGCAAGGGCGGAUGCGUGCCUAAGAAGCGGCCGGAUUGUAGGGCCCUAGGUAAGUUCUGGCGCGAUGAGAACACCUGUGUGGAUCAGGAUGACUGUCCUUGCCUGGACGACGACAAUGAUAAGUACGUGCAACCACAUGGGAUUAUUAUCAAUGAUCAGUUCGACUGUCAAUGUGUGUUCAAUCAAUAUGUGUGCGUCCCAAAAAAGACCACCACGGAGGCGCCACCGAUUGGAGGUCACACCACAACUACAGCAUUACCUUUGAUACCCACAACUCUUACUCCGCCUGUAUUGUGCCCAACAAAUAGCAUGGUUCGCUUCUUUACGAGGGAACCCUCUAUAAGCGACAGUGCCUUCAGUGCUUCCAGCUCGCUGAGCAACGACCACGUGGCGCAUUUGGCCCGUCUGCACCGUAAGCCCAAGCUCAAUGCUGGGGCUUGGACACCGAAGAUCAGCGAUCAGUCGCAAUAUUUACAGGUGGACUUUGAGCGGCCGCAAGGCAUCUAUGGACUGCUCAUUGCCGGCGAUCCACACAACGACAACUAUGUGACGCUCUUCAAGGUGCUGUACAGCCUGGAUGGCGAGGGCUAUCACGAACUGAUCGAUCAACGAGGAGAGCCACAGGUGCUGAUAGGACCUAAGGAUUCGCGUGUGGCCCGUGCGCAUGUUUUCCAGCGCCCCAUCGAGGCCAAGUCUGUGCGUCUCUAUCCGCUGAGAUGGCAGAAUGCCAUUGCCAUACGCUUUGAUCUACUGCUUUGCAACCAUGUGCCAACCACCACAGCUCCAGUGCCCGAUAGGACGACGCCUCUGCCGCCCACGAAGCCACCACUCGACAGGCUGAUCUGUGACGAUCCUCUCGGUGUGGACAACGGAAAACUGCAGCCCCAUCAAGUGACCGCGAGCAGUAUUUGGCUAUCCUCGCAGGUUGAUAGCCAGGUGGGUCUCUUGGACCUACUGCAGUUCCGCUCCCAGCUGGGCUGGCGUCCACUGGCCAACAAGCAGGACGAGUAUGUGGACUUUGAUUUCCUGGAGCCACGCAACGUGACAGCCGUACAGACACGGGGCGGAGUCCACGGCUGGGUCACCGCCUAUCGCGUACUCUUCUCCCUGAACAGGCUGGUGUGGAACGAGCUGCCUGGACCGAAUGGAGAUGCUCAUAUCUUUGAAGGCAAUCGGGAUGCCCAGGGUAUUCAAACGAAUGGCUUUGUACGACCGCUGGUCACACGAUAUCUACGACUGGUGCCCACGGGAUGGGAGAAGAACAUCAACUGGCGCAUUGAGCCGCUGGGCUGUUUCCUUCCUUACCCCAACACUACUAAGCCCAUUCUGCGACCCUGUACCAUCUGCAAGGGCAUCGACCUGCCGUCUUUGACUGGAGGCGAUUGCCCUUGCAGCGAUGGUCUCUUUUGGACUGGCUCCAAGUGCAUCGAACGUAAUCUCUGCCCCUGCAUCGACAACUUCACGCCCUAUCCCAUUGGAACGAAAUUCGAGAAUAAAGACUGCGAGGAGUGCGUCUGUCUGUUGGGGGGAAUCAUCAGUUGCAAGCCACAGACCUGCCCACCCUGUCCGACCCACAUGCGGCGUGUCCGCAAUGGCUGCCACUGCGAGUGUCAGCUGUGCCCGCCCACCACGCGGCUAUGCCCCACCAGCGGGGACUGUAUUCCAAAUGAAUGGUGGUGCAAUCACGUCCAGAAUUGUGCCGAUGAUGAGGAUGAGACAUGUGAUCCUGCACAGACAACGCUGCAACCACCCACCACCAUAAAACCCCCUACAGAGUGUCCUGUUAUCGAGUGUCCCCCCGGUUACACCGUCAAGAUUAGGGGAAAAAUACCAAAAGUAUUAUCCGAAAUGCUCUUGACCUCUGUCUCUACAGAAAAUGAUGACAUCGAUCAGGCCAUCGAGCCAUUGAAGGAGUGGCUAUCGCAGCUGCAAUCCUCGGAGAACCCAGAGAUUGCUUCAGUGGUCCGUAAAGUACUUUCCUCUUUAACUGCCACUGAAGGGGAGGAGGCGGUGGUGAAGCCUCAAAGAGAGUCAGGUCUAACACUGGAACUGUUGGAGCUUAAUGAAUUGCCUUUGAUUCCACAAAGGCCAGAGACAGAGGCCUCGCCUGCAUUGCCACUGGGAAUCAUUGAGCUUCUAAAGAAAAUUGGCAUUGCAGAACCCACGAUUUCCGACUAUUCGGAUACGGAUCAGGCAGGGGAUGAGCUAGAGCUGGACUCGGAGACACUGUUGCUAGUAAAUGGCGUACGUGGAACCAAAGAUAGUUCAGAGUUGAGCUUGUACGGAUAUAACUUCCAGUUGCCACGAGAGCUGCAGGCCCUGAUGGGUCUCACUCCUUACAUUGCCACCAGAGAUCUGAAGAAUAUGGAGCUUUGCGACGCCUUCUGCUGCCUGCCCCAGAGCAACCAGACUUGCAUGGAUCCCAAGUGUCCAGAGGGUUACGAACCAAUCGUUGAUACUUCCAGCAUUGGAGCCGGAAAGUGUCCCAUCUACACCUGCAGACGGUCACGGAUACCAGACGAUACGUGCGACAUAACCGGACGUAUUUUCAGCACUUUCGAUGGUACCGUCUACAAGUAUGACAUUUGCAGCCACACCCUGGCCCGGGAUACGGACGGUAAUCGUUGGUCCAUCAGCACACAGCUCCAGUGUGCCCCAGAUCAGCCGAGCUGCGGGGCCAAGACACUGAUCAUUAGCGACCAGGAGAGAGGUAUUACCAUCAGCAUUCUGCCCAACCAGCGGGUGAUCUUCAACGGCUAUGAGUUCAGUGUACGCGAUUUGGCCUUGGUAAACGCCAUCCGGCGAUCCUUCGUCAUCAGCCAGAUAGGAGAGACCAUUGUGGUCGUUUGUCGCAAACACAAGUUCUGGGUGCAGUAUGCGGCCAGUGGAAACAUAAGGAUUGGUGUCUCCCAGGACCUGCUCGGCCGUGUGGAUGGGUUGUGUGGCUUCUACAAUGGUCGAAGUGAUGAUGAUAAGCGUACCCCUCAAAGAUUACAUGUGAUCAGCAGCACAGACUUUGGGGAUGCCUGGUAUGACCGCAAGGUACCACUGGACAAGUGUCGGCCGCAGGUCUGCCCCGUGGAUUUGCAGCAACGAGCCCUACAAAUAUGCCAAGCAGUCAGACAUCCCUCGUUUGGAGCCUGCAGCGUCUCGGUUAACAUCCAGGACUUCCUCAGCCGGUGCGUUGAGAAUACCUGCGAGUGCCUGAAGACCAAUGCCGGUGCUGAGGGCAGCUGUCGCUGCGACCUUCUGCAGCAAUUCGUUGGUCAAUGCCUGGCCGUCAAUCGCCACUUGCAGCUGACUAGCUGGAGGAGUGUGCACCGCUGCAACCAGACCUGCCGUCCCCCUCUUAUACACCACGAUUGCUACAGGCAACGCUGCGAACAGCAGUGCGGCGACCUCCAGAGCGGCCAGACGGCCAGCGUUUGUCCAUCCAUACCAAGGACCUGCUUUUCCGGAUGCUACUGUCCCGAGGGCACUGUGCGGCGAGGUGAAGAAUGUGUACCCAUCGAGGACUGCAAGGACUGCAAAUGCACCUUGUUCGGGGCCAGCAAGUUUGUCACAUACGACGGAAGCAGCUACAGCUUCAAGGGCAACUGCACCUAUCUGGUUACCAGGGAUCUGCUCCUGCCAGGCAGCUACCAUUUCCAGGUCUAUGCCACCAUCAAGCCUUGCGGUCCCGCGGAGACGGAAAGCUGUGUGCAGGCGCUGCAUGUGACUGCUGGAGAGCACACUCUCCACAUCGAACGACACGCGCAGGAUGUGAAGCUGUUGGCUGAUGGCUACCAAGUCUCCCUGUGGCCUCAUCAGUCCACCUGGCUGAAGGUGAUUCAACAGAGGGAACAGCAACUGAUUGUGCAACUGCCACAAGCCAAGCUCGAGUUGAUUGUGAAUCUGAAUACACUGCAGUUUCAGCUGAGUGUGCCUUCGGUACGGUAUGGCAGUCGCAUGGAGGGUCUGUGCGGCAACUGCAACGGCCUUAGCAUAGACGAUUUGCACAUUAAUCCCCUUAAGAAACCUACGGAUCAGCGUCCUUUGGGGUUGAUAGACUUUGUCACCAGUUGGCAGAUAGACGAACCCCGGCUGGGCAUUAACACGCGUCCCUGCCAGGGCCAUCAGAUCUGCAAGCCCCUGCCCCGGGAGCGCAAUCUUUGCUAUCACCUGAUCGUACAGUCGGGCAUCUUUGACCGUUGUCCUUUGCUCGUAGAUCCGCUGGCAUUCAUUCAGGCUUGCCAGAAGGACACCUGCACUGCCACCACGGACAAGCAGGUGAUCUGUGACGCUCUCAGUGCCUAUGCAGCCGAGUGUAACGCUGCUGGCGUCUGUGUCGACUGGCGUCCCUUUGCCGAGUGCCCGGCACAGUGUCCGCCUGGAUUGUCCUACAAGUCCUGCGAUUGCGACGUCAACUGUGACACUGGCGUUGAUCGUGUUGAUCAGAGCAAUCUGGCGAUCAUUUUCAAGGGACGCUGCCUGCAUACAGAACGUCACGAGGGCUGCUUCUGUCCCGAUGACAAGGUACUUCACCACGGCAAAUGCGUAUCCCCCAGCAAGUGCAUAACCUGCGGCGACGGCCGUCACGUGGGCGACGUUUGGCAGCCGGAUAAAUGCACAAAUUGCACUUGUCUCGCCAGCGGACAGGUCAGCUGUGAAAAGGAGCAGUGUGGUCGCGAUACGGAUCACAUCUGCCAGAAGGGCUUUACUCAGGUGGUGCUGCAAAGGGAUUACGAGUGCUGCCCCACUCGCAUAUGCGUGGGAGACAUUGAAAAGCCUCCUGGACACGUUUGUGAGAAGCCCAAGUUGCCCGAUUGCGGUCCAGACCAGCAUCGAAUUGUGGACAAGGAUGUCAAUGAAUGUCCCAUCUAUAUAUGCGAAUGCAAGCCCAAGGUUCAAUGUGAGCCUACUUCUCCAGUGAAACUACGACCAGGAGAGGAACUGCAACCCGUAGACGACGGUUGCUGUCCCGGACAACGAGUUGUCUGUGUGCCCAGCAAGUGCCCAAAGCCGCCUGCAGUAUGCGAUGAGCAUCACUAUGAACUGAUCUCAGAGAAAUUGCCCGGAGACUGCUGUGCCGUACACAAAUGUGUGCCGCCCAAGGAUAAGUGCCUGAGUCAUCACGACAAUGUGGUGCAGGCCCAUCAAACAGGCGACAAGUGGCAGGAUCCGCUGGACCCGUGCGUCUCGUACGAGUGCGUGGUUAUCGGCAAUCUGUUGCAGACAGUGAACACCAUUCUCAGCUGUGACAAAAAGUGUCCGCCCGGGUACACCUACGAGCACACGAAUAGCGCCAAGUGUUGCGGCUCCUGCGUGCCAACGGGCUGCCAUCACGAUGGCAAACUGUACAAGCCAGACGAGCAGUGGCACAGCCUGGACAAGUGCAUCACGUACACUUGCGUGUCCCUCGACGGUCAGCUGAUCAGACACGAGUCGCACGAGACCUGUGCGGAUGUCAGCCAGUGCCCGCUUGCGGAUCUUGUUGAUAAUGGCGGCUGUUGCAAGCAGUGCAAGAGUAGGCCCCCGACGCUGGAUAAAACAGGCUGUCAGGCCGUAUCUCUACCCCUUCAGCACACGGUUAGGCUGAUCAGCUACAAGAGCCAGGAUCAUGGGCAAUGCUUCAACGAGCAACCGAUCCAGGGUGUCACCCAGUGCGAGGGUGCCUGCGAUUCGGCCUUCAAGUACAAUCCGCUUUUGAUCAAGUUUGAGGAUAAGUGCAGCUGCUGUGCCGCCACGGGUUUGAGAACCGUCUUGGUGAAGGUAAAGUGUGCCGAUGGAAACUAUCUAGAACAGUCCCUGGAAGUGCCCACAGGCUGCAGUUGUGAACCGUGCAACAAACACCACUUGGCAAAAGUGCAGCCUGUUGAGGAACCGAAUCCCGUGUCUGUGGGUGAGCUCUUGGACAAUGAGAAGGAUAACGAUGAUGAAGAAGAGCUUAAUCUGCAAGACUUACUCGAUCAAAGCGGUGGCGUAAUUACGCGUUAACCGGAACCAUCCAUACCCGGAUAAUAUUAUAGAUUAAAAAGUAUCAAGCAAGAUAACUAACUUAAUAAAAGAGUUUUGUGUUUAACAUUA